This is a messenger RNA of Aricia agestis (brown argus), 4296 nucleotides long. RefSeq lists its product as uncharacterized. The transcript has 10 exons. NCBI's taxonomy places the organism in Eukaryota, Metazoa, Arthropoda, Insecta, Lepidoptera, Lycaenidae. Gene Ontology annotation, biological process: tRNA methylation. Gene Ontology annotation, molecular function: RNA binding; tRNA (guanine) methyltransferase activity. The record is from RefSeq and is a predicted model, not a curated record. Bases 74 to 4267 code for a protein of 1397 amino acids.
AAUUUGUAAACAACAUAUUUUACUCAUGAAAUCAUGAAAAUCAAUGCGCGGUAAUUCUAAAUUCUAACCUAAAAUGAAGACCGAGGUAGAACUUCUGUCCUUCUUGGAUUUACUCGAUCUAGACGAAGAAGUAAUAGAUAAGCGUCUAGAGGGCUUGAUGCUUAAAAGCCAUUUUAGUAACGAGAAUUUAUCAAAUUUACUACAUCUGUUGCAAUACAAACAUCUCAUCAACACUAAGGAAGAUGCUGAAUGUGAGAAUGACCAAGAGAUUAGUAUGGUUAAUAAUCUCUUGUCGAACCUGACAGAAAGCAAUGUACAGGUAAUUGGAAAAGUAAUAUUUGCGAUAUUAACUCUUAGCCCGAGCACUAUAGUUGGCAAUGCAGAACACUUGCUACAACAAGUGCUAGCUGAUGUGUAUAUACCGACGAAAAUGUGUAACAGUGUUGACUAUGAAAUGGAAAGUCAUAAAAUUGAUUCAACACUUCUGAAAUUGAAGAUUUGCAAAUGUAUUCUUGAUGCUGUUAUUUACUGCAGACAAAAGUUAUUAAUGCCGUUUUUAGAGAUCUCCUUAGAACAUCUUAUAUAUUGUCAACAUGAGGAGCUUAACACAUUUUUUGUUACCAGUAUGAUACCACUGAUAUUUGAAGCUAUAACAGGCUACCACAUAUUAGACCGAAUAUGGAAUUUACUAAAACAAUCAACUGAUCAAUGCCAGAACUCCUUGAAAGUAUUGUGCUCUUUAUCAAAUUAUUACUUGCCAGUGAUAAACUAUGAGUCAAGUGUUAUAUACAGUUCAGAGUUUUGGGAUAUAAUUUUGUAUGGACUUUCAUCGGAAUGCUACAGAGGUAGAAAAUUUGCAAUGUACCUUUUUAAAAGGGCUUUGGACUGCUUAAUGAUUAGUAGGAAAGAUGUACAUGUUACAUCUGAAAGUGUUUUUAUAUGGAAGGCUUCUAAAAGAGAAGAACUACAUAAAAUUUGGAAUGACUUCUUUGUCCUAAUGGACAGUUUAGAAGAAAAGCAAAGUAAUAUUGUGCUUCCAUCUUUGGUUUUAAUUAACACAGUCAAGGGUGUGGGAUAUUGUUGGCUCAACUGUGCUUUUAAAAUUGGCCUCAGCCAUGACAAUGCUCAAGUAAGGUUUAAAUGUAUACAAUACAGGCUCCAUUAUCCAAUUCAUGACAUAAAUGAGGCUCAUUCAUUAUUAGAAGCUCUCAAUGACACAAAUCUUUUUGGUGAUCCAAAAGAAACCAGGUUACUUUGGAAUAAAAUGAAGACUAUACUGGAACACCCUGAUAGCCUCAUUAAUGUUCUAAAAACUAUGGCAAACAUAAAGUGGGCUCCAGUUCCUUUAUAUUACUUCACCAAAUUACUGGCAGAGCUAGAAAUUAAAUUGACUCCUGGCUGUUGCAAAAACAACCUUCAAAUUCUACAUCACUUAUUCAAGAUUUCAUGUACCAAUAUUGUUAUUAGGAGAGCAGUUUAUGCAAAUUUAUUCUCAUUUAUAAGAAAAUGUUGCCAUUUUAAAUUAGUUGAUUAUAUUAAAUUAUGUGGCAACUUACCACCAGAAAUUAUCCAAAACAUUCACUCACAAUGUGACGCAAACAAUUGUAUAAUGGCUGAUCUUACUUUAUCAGAAGAUGAGAAGAAACAUUCAUUAGAGCUAUUUGCUUCACAUUCAAACAUUGAUUUUGCAUUAAUAUAUUGUAAAAUAAAUCACAGUUCAGAUAUAAUGGACAUAAUUAACAAAGACAUUGAUAUAAUAAAAGAUAUUUGUGAGAGACAGUACAGCCAAAAAUCUGAUUGUAUUUCUCAAGUAUUAUAUUUAACAGAAUUUUGUAAAAGAAUGCAUAACAAACCCAUUCAAGGUUUUAAUGAAAUGAAAAACAGUAUAAGCAAAACAGUGUUAAAUUAUAUCAAAACUUUAAUAGCUUCUGAUACCAAUUUGGAUAUUGAAAUUCUUACAUUAUUAUAUGAAGGUCUGGAUAUUAUGAUGUCAAAUAUUAAAGAUGAAAAUAUUGAAACAUUAACACACAUAUUUAAAUAUGCAUUAUUAUUAUUAAAGGAUACAGAUGUAGAUUUAAACAAGAGGGCUUUGAGUAUUUCAACAAUUGCCUGUUUUUUGAAAAGUCCAAUAUUCAUGCAGUAUGUUUCAGAUUCAGAUUUAAUUACAGUCACAAUCAAUGGACUUCAAUUUAAUAACAAAGAAGGCAAUGAAAGCAUUGGUCGUCUAAAAAAUAUGUUUUAUGAAAAAACAAGUGAAAUAUUUUAUUUGAUACUGGAAAAUCAUAAUGUACCUAUAAACAAAGAUGUAAUCAACUUUAUUGAUGAUAUAUUUCAAAGUGGAGGCUACGGUUGCUUGAACUGGGUGCUUAAAAUUAUGAAUAAGUUGAUAAGAAAUAUUUUAGAACACAACAAACAAUAUGACAUAUCACAGUUUUUGAACAGAGCUUGGAUAGGAAUUGAGGAGCUAAAAACGAAUAGUCAAUAUGCUAUAUGUAUGAAAGAGUUCAUCUCUCUACUAAUGCACGAUGCUCUAUUAGAAAAAACAAUUUAUAAUAAUGUUAUACUAGCAUAUUGUACAAAAAUAAUAGAAUAUGGAGCUAUUAAAACUUUACCACUUUACUACCUCGUAAAUGAAAUUAAUUUGAAAGACAUGACUAUUUGCAGCCACAUAAUUUACAUUUUUACUGACAUAUUGCUAUACACUAUAGUGCCUAAAAAGGAGAAUAGGAUAUUAGAAAAUGUCAUAGAGGAAUUAUUAAGAGAUGCCCAGUACAACAUGAUAUGUAAAACAAAGGAUUUUCACUUUGCCUCUCAUAUUCGUUACCUAAGCUUACAAGCUUUGAGUAAAAUAAGAGAUACUGAAGUCCUAAAUAGCAUAAUUGAUUUUAUCCUAAAGAAGAUGGAUGAUAUGUUCAAAAAUAAACAAAGGUAUCAUGGAAACUCUCAAGUUCAUAGGACUGUGCAGGCUGCUCUCCAAAAUUUACUCUUCAUAACUUUGAAAAGUAGAUUAGUAGAUAUAAAUAAAAUUGGCCUGUGGUGUAUAGAGCUGCUGGGAAAACUACCACACCAACAGUUUGUUAGGACAUGCUUGGAGUGGUACAUUUCUCUCUAUUUUUAUAUUGAGGACAUAAAAUUGACCAAUAACAGUUUGAAAUUGAUGCAGGCAAAGAAUGUGCCAAUAACUUCACAGUUUUUGAUAUUAUAUUACGUUAUUAUGCAUAAGAUAAGAAAUGGUAGUGAUUACUUUGAAGAAUAUGAUUUUGUAAUGAGUACACUAUUAUCCCACACAAUGGGACCGACAUAUUCAACAAGAUUGUAUGCUCAAUACUUAGCAUAUCAACUGAAAGUGGCUAAUUCUGAAAAUAAAUCAAAAAAAUAUGAUUACAUAUUAGAAGUUAUUGAGCAGACCCUGAACAGUGCAUCAGCGGAGAAAGAUAAAACCUACCACAAACUACUUAAAGAUUAUUUUGUUCAUAAAUUUGAUAUAGUAGAAGAUUUAACGCCUUGGCGUAUUUUUCACUAUCUACCCACAACCGACAAUUUCAAUGAAAAUGUUGAUGAUGAGUUUUUUGAAGAUGUUAUGGAGAAAAUUAAUCUCAAUAUUGAAAAUGAAACGAAAGACUCCUUUUAUAAUGAAUGGAUCGCAUGUCGCAAGCCUAGUCUUGGAGACAAAUUUGAGCCUUCCCAAGCACUCAAUAUAUGCCCUGAAAAUAGUGAAGUUGGGACUAUUCAAAAGAAGUACAUACCCUGGAAGAAUAUGAGUGAUAUAAAUGUUUAUGGUGUAGAAGAAAAGAGAAAUAAAAGUGAUCUCAUUGUGGUAGCAUCUCUCAUCGAUAGACUUCCUAACCUGGGUGGAAUGGCUCGGACAAGUGAAGUGUUUGGCGUGCUGACUUACGUUGUUAACAGUUUGAGGCAUUUACAAGAUAAACAGUUCCAGGGAUUGAGUGUCUCAGCUGAGCGUUGGAUUGAUGUAGAAGAAGUUCGUCCUGGUCAGCCACUCAAAGAUUAUCUGAUGAUGAAGAAGACCGAAGGAUAUUCUAUAGUAGCAGCAGAGCAGACUUCAUCAAGCAAGUCUCUACAGACAUACAAAUUUCCUAAGAAGACCCUGUUGCUUUUAGGACAUGAAAAAGAAGGUGUACCCUGUAAUUUGUUGCCGUUAAUGGAUUCCUGUGUGGAAAUACCACAGCAGGGUGUCAUUAGAUCAUUGAAUGUGCAUGUUACGGCUGCCAUAUUUAUAUGGGAGUAUGCAAGACAAAAUAUGUUAUAGCUUACAUUUAAUGUAAUGUUUUGUGAGAA